AUGACAUACAUACGGGUGCACAACGCUGGCGACGAUUCUACAAAAUCUCCAACUUCAACCUUGCUGCAGCCCCAGGCUGGUAUCAAGCUCACCAACCAGCUCUCCUAUCUUCUUAAUAAAGAGCGCAAUGAAUUGAUGAAAUAUGAGCUUGCUAUCCCCACAACCACCACGUCUUCCCACAUCGUCGCAACUAUGCUAUCAACAAAGCCGGUGAUCACUUCCAAAUCAUCACUUCCCGUCCUUCGCCAGAAUCAGCAAAGUAUACGUGUGGUUGGCUACCGUUGUAUUGGUUUCGGGCAGUGUGGAAUUAUCUGCGAGAGACUAGGAAUAGCUUACGUAGUUAAGCUUGCGAGGCCCAUGUAUAAGAAGGGUCUUUGGGCCGGUUUCAAGCCCACCUCAUUGUCCGAGAAGCAUUCAAACAGUAGGAUAGCCUUGAAUGUCGCGUACCCAGGUUGUUCUCUUGGAUUCCAGAGUCAAACACUGACUGGUGAACGAAAACCACUUUUUGUUCGCAGAGAUCUCCGAUCUAUUGCCCCCUCCGACACCAGCAUUGAUCACAGAGCAUAUCUUCCCUCUUCCCAGGAUAUUGCCCGCCAUAAAUUCAGGCUACUUGCUGUUAUUUGCCAGCACUAUGGGGAAGCCCUAGCAAGUAUCCACUGGGCAGCCCAUGUCGAUGGCUACGAUAUUGAAUUCGUGCUAGGUAGUGAGCGUGACGAGUGCCUAGGAUAUAGCGAUGAUAUUGCAGUCUCCCUCCAAUUGAGUCCAGAACAAGUCCUUCGCAUGUCUUCUCAUGAAGACCUGGAUGCCAGAAUGAGAAAAAACGUCAAGCAACGAACUACACGUAUGUGGGUGCUCGACUUUAAUCUCAGCCAUAUCUGGCCUGAGAAAACCGGCUGGGAGGAACCCGAGGCUCUCAUCUCUCAUCUUGUUCAAGCAUUCUUUGGCAAUGAUUCUUAUUACCCGCGGCCAUGUCACGAUGGAGAGACUGACUGGAAGCUGUGGGAGGCAUUCACAACUACAUGCCGUGAAAAGACUGGGCAGAUACUAAGAGAGAAGGACCAAAGACUUGCGGACCUGCCAGGCAGAUUUAUCAAUGCCUGCAUUUCUUAUCACAAUUUCAGCUGA
Messenger RNA from Penicillium subrubescens, 1125 nucleotides. RefSeq lists its product as uncharacterized. Bases 1 to 1125 code for a protein of 374 amino acids. The transcript is spliced from 3 exons. The record is from RefSeq and is a predicted model, not a curated record. Lineage: Eukaryota; Fungi; Ascomycota; Eurotiomycetes; Eurotiales; Aspergillaceae.